Molecule: messenger RNA, 377 nt
Organism: Notothenia coriiceps (black rockcod)
Lineage: Eukaryota; Metazoa; Chordata; Actinopteri; Perciformes; Nototheniidae
Product: laminin subunit alpha-2-like
Exons: 3
Biological process (GO): axon guidance; tissue development; animal organ morphogenesis
Cellular component (GO): basement membrane
Molecular function (GO): extracellular matrix structural constituent
Source: RefSeq, a predicted model, not a curated record
GCGGCUGCAGCGUGGUCGGCGCGGUAACGCAGCAGUGCAACAUGAACACAGGCUGCUGCAUGUGUCGAGACGCCUUCAGAGGAGAGAAGUGCAUUGAAUGUCAAAUUGGAUACAGAGACUUUCCUCAGUGCACCCAGUGCGAGUGUGACGUCGCCGGGUCGGACAGCCAGACCUGCGACCUGGAGAGGGACGUGUGCGCCUGCGCCGAUCGGACGGGGAAGUGUAGCUGCAAGGCAAAUGUGGAAGGACACAACUGUGAACGCUGUAAGUCCGAUACGUUCGGGUUGUCGGUUCCAAACCCUCUCGGCUGCAGCAACUGUUACUGUUACGGUCUGACCAGCUCCUGCUCAGAGGCUCAGGGGCUCAUCAGGAUGUGG